This is a messenger RNA of Syngnathus typhle (broad-nosed pipefish), 1993 nucleotides long. It is a transcript of the gene hnrnph3, whose product is annotated as heterogeneous nuclear ribonucleoprotein H3 (2H9). The record is from RefSeq and is a predicted model, not a curated record. Lineage: Eukaryota; Metazoa; Chordata; Actinopteri; Syngnathiformes; Syngnathidae. The transcript is spliced from 11 exons. Gene Ontology annotation, molecular function: RNA binding. The coding region runs from base 166 to 1455 and encodes 429 amino acids. Gene Ontology annotation, biological process: regulation of RNA splicing. Gene Ontology annotation, cellular component: ribonucleoprotein complex; nucleoplasm.
CAUGUCGCGGGAUCUUAGGCCUAAUAAGUAAUAACCCAAUCUAAAAUACAAGGGGGGAAAAAAAAUCGUUUUUAUUUUUACUUAAGUCUUUUCGUUGUGUCAAAGUAACGCAAGAACACAGCGGAAUAGUGAACGAGUGUAGUGAAAUCCCGGUCUCGCGAGAGUAUGGCGGUAGAGGGAUUACAGGAAGCGUCACCUGAGGCUUGCUGGUACAAGACGGAAGAUACCGGUGCCACAAAACGAUAUUUGAGGAUGUCUUCGAACGAAGAAGGUUAUGUAGUUCGAAUCAGAGGCCUUCCUUGGAUCUGCACCCAGAUGGAAGUGGCCAGUUUCUUCUCAGACUGUGACAUUGUAGGCAAAGUCAACGGAGUGUGUUUUACCUACUCGAAAGAAGGCCGCCCCAGUGGGGAAGCCUUUAUUGAGCUGAAAACAUCAGACGGUUUCAAGAAUGCUCUUUGUAAAGAUCGCAAAUACAUGGGACACCGAUACAUUGAAGUGUUCAAGUCAAACCGAAGCGAAAUGGACUGGGUGCUGAAGCGUAGCGGCCCGGCUGACUACGACAGCUCCAAUGGCUGCAUGCUGAAACUCCGAGGCUUGCCCUUUGGCUGCAGCAAGGAGGAAAUCGUUCAAUUCUUUUCAGGGUUGAGAAUCGUGCCGAAUGGGAUUACUCUGCCAGUGGACUACCAGGGGAGGAGCACAGGGGAAGCCUUCGUGCAGUUUGCCUCAAAGGAGAUAGCAGAAAAGGCUCGGGGGAAACACAAGGAAAGGAUAGGGCACAGGUACAUAGAAAUCUUUAAGAGCAGUCGCGUCGAGAUCCGAGACUACCUGGACGAACCCCGACGGGUCAUUGGGGGCCAGAGACCGGGGCCCUACGACAGACCGGUGAUGGAGGGCCCCCGGGGGGGAUACUUUAGCUCUGGUCCAAGUCGCAGCAACUCUCUCAUGGAUUCCAUGAGGGGCGUAGGGGGCUAUGGGGGAGGUUAUGGACAUAGUUUUGAUGGCUACAAUGGAUUAAACAACUAUGGCUUUGGGAACUGCAUGUAUGAGGAGCGCGGAAGAGAUGAGCGAGGAGCAAGAGGCAACAGUUACAGUCGUCAAUCUGAAGGAAGCUCAACAAGUUACCACGGCAGUGGCGGUGGCCAUUUUGUCCACAUGAGGGGUCUGCCUUUCCGCGCCAGUGAGAUGGACGUCGCUAAAUUCUUUUCACCUUUGAACCCGCUGAGAGUCCAUAUUGACAUCACUCACAACGGCAAGCUGACAGGGGAGGCUGACGUGGAGUUCCGCUCCCACGAGGACGCCGUGGCUGCCAUGUCCAAAGACAAGCACAACAUGCAGCACCGCUACAUCGAGCUCUUUCUCAACUCGACAGCCAGCGGAGCCGAAACGAGUCGUGGUGGGUACUAUAGUAACUCAGGAGGCGGCUCGCGGAGCGGCGGGCUGCGAGGGGCAUACUGAUGUCAAAACCUGACUUCCUUUCUCAUGUUCCUCAAUGGUCACAUUUAUCUCCAAUCUGACAGUUUUGGUCUUUCACCACUUCUUCCUUUCUUACUUAUUUAAAAAUGCAUACAGCACAGGGAAAUUACGUUGAGUUAUUCAGUUUUGUUAACAAGACUGAAAGUGGUAGAAGCUGGAUUAUGGUCUGGUUUUAUGUGAAAAUCAAUCGUGGUUUUAGUUGCCAAGACCAGUUAGUACCACGUGUAGGAAGCUUGUGGCAAAUGUCAUACUAGUACACUUGUACCAACAUUCUUAAGCAAUUUGAUUUAGAAGGUUCUAAAAAAGUUCGGUUUUUUUGGCAUCUUACCACAUGGAUUAGAGACACAUUUUCAGUUUAAUUUUGCUUUUAAAUUUGGCAAAUGUGAGCCUGUAUGUUAGAAUUUUGUCAAACUGGGAAAUGUUUUAAGGUUCAAUAUCUUGAGUGGAAAAUGUAUUACAACUGAAUUCUCCCAUUUAUAGCUGUUGUACAUUUUGCCCAAUAAAUUUUUUUUGUAUUAAA